AAUAAUGCUUUACACGUUCAUAGGCUCUAUAAUUGCAAAUAUAUACAUACAUAUAGAUACACAAAUAUAUUCAUGCAAUAUAUAUAUAUCAUAAUUUUUUCUAAUAAAUCUCGUUGUCGCAUAACCCCACCACAAUCCCACAAACCAACAAACACCUUCUUCCUCUUUGGUUCACGCAUUUUAUCAGUAAGUUAUUGUGCAGAUAUUUGAGGUAUAAUAAAUCCAAACAUUGAAGAAGAAUGUCCAUCUCUGAAACCUCAUCCUCUCCCGAUCACCAACUCCCACUCCCCUCGCAUACGAUUCAACUGGUCUCCAAAUCCGUUUCGGACAAACUCCUCUCCAAAUUCUACGACGCCUCCGAAUUCGGCUUCGACUACGCGCAGAGCGGGCUGUGGUCUCCUCCCGUUCAAAGAAGCGUGUUUCUCGAUUCUCCCGGCCAUAUUUUCACGGACCACGACAUGGCCCUCAAGCUUAGAAGCGCGCUCCAGAUGCAUCAGAGGCGAAGGUCUCGUCUAUCCUUCAAUGCUUGUUUGUGCUCUCCGAAGAGAUUCUGAAAAGUUGGAGUUUGGGAUUUUUAUUUUUGGAAGUGGUAGUGUAUUGGUGCUGUGAUGGGAAUUGUACGAUAGUUCUUUUUGUGUAAAAAAAUAUAAUAUCACCUUCUCAUGUUAUGUUAA
This is a messenger RNA of Salvia miltiorrhiza (redroot sage), 674 nucleotides long. RefSeq lists its product as uncharacterized. NCBI's taxonomy places the organism in Eukaryota, Viridiplantae, Streptophyta, Magnoliopsida, Lamiales, Lamiaceae. The record is from RefSeq and is a predicted model, not a curated record. The transcript is spliced from 2 exons. The coding region runs from base 240 to 554 and encodes 104 amino acids.